GUUGAUAAGAGUAUUAAAUACUUGACAAACCUCCCUUUAAGGUACAUUUUGAUCAGAUACAAAAUGUGUGAUUAAUCGCAAUUAAUCAUGGGCGAUUAAAUAUUUUAAUCGAUUGACAUCCCUAUCAAGAAGAUGAUUAUGAAAAUGGAUUAAAAUAAAUUAGCUCAUUCAUUCAGUUUUAUAACGUAUUAUGCAUUUGCAUAAAAAUGUUCUUGCAGGAAUGAAUAAAAACUAAAUAUUGAUUUGUGUGUGGUAACAUCUUUACUUUUGGAAAGAACCACUCAGUGGUUGAUGAGCUGGUUUGUUUGCUUGGUUUUGUUUGCCUCUCUUGCAACAUUUUGUCCUGACUGACUCAUUGCUGGGAACAAAUACACUCAACGUUAUACAAAAUCAAGUCGGUGAUCAAAAACAGAAGGAGCUCUGCGGUGCCUGUCAGUGCUUUAAAGAUGAACUUGUGGACGCUCCUGACUCUCAUUGCUCUGGCUGAGUGCGCCCACUCUUGUCCAGAUCUGUGCUCCUGUUCCUUUACACCAGAGGUGGUGUGCAGCACAAGCUCCCUGACACAUUUCCCUGUGGACGGUUUACCCUCCAACACCAAUCGACUAUCCAUCCAAUCCACCAACCUCAGCAGUAUCACAGCCAGCCAUUUGAGUGUCGUGCCCCUUUUAACCAACCUCCAGCUGUAUCACAGCAACCUGAGGAGCCUUCCUUCAGAUCUGCUGAAGGACGUUCCUCACUUGAACACGUUGGAUCUGACAGGAAAUCAGCUGGUUCGUCUUCCUCCAAAUAUCUUCAGCAACGUCUCACUUCGUAGUCUCGUGCUGAAGAAUAAUCUGAUUGAAAAAGCUGAUGCUGAGUGGUUUCCCGGCAACAGUAGCGUCACCUGGUUGGACUUGGCUAAUAACCGUUUAACAGUUGUACCCGUCGCUCUGCUUCAGAGGCUGCCCAAUCUGGAGGAUCUAGACUUGAGUGACAACAAUCUGCAAGAGCUCCAACCUGACGCCCUGAAGAACCUGCACCACCUGGAGAGGCUGAAUCUCGCCGGUAACAAAUUAAGCUCCCUGAAGCCAACAACCUUCACCCACACCCUGAAACUAUCUCAUCUAUAUUUGCAGGAGAAUCAGCUCCAAGAGCUGCCAGCGACCCUCCUCCAGGGUCUCCUAAAUCUUGAAGUUCUGAUGCUGAAUCAGAAUCAGCUGCAGCAUUCCCCCUCAGGGCUGCUGGACGACAAGAAUUCCUCUUUCCGGGUGAUCUUAAUAGGAAACCCCUGGAUGUGCGAUGAGAGGAUGGAGUAUCUGUGGAAGUGGCUCACUGUGCAUCCUCAAAAUGUUAUCUUUUUGGAGGAGGUGACGUGUGCAGGGCCUGAAGCCCUUAAACACAGACAAGUGGUCUCUUUGACUGACAGUGAGCUCGGACUUCACAAGACUCAAAAUGAGUGAUGGGGAGGUGGUCAAAAAAAAUGUUUUUGGUCUCUAAAUUCCACUAAAAUCAUAUGUCAAAUGAUAAGUUAUUGAUUGUGUCAAAGGCUGAAAUAAAACUAUGAUUCAUUCUUUUAUCCUG
Sebastes umbrosus (honeycomb rockfish) is the source of this 1560-nucleotide messenger RNA. Its product is annotated as leucine-rich alpha-2-glycoprotein-like. Gene Ontology annotation, molecular function: protein binding. Lineage: Eukaryota; Metazoa; Chordata; Actinopteri; Perciformes; Sebastidae. The record is from RefSeq and is a predicted model, not a curated record. Bases 447 to 1439 code for a protein of 330 amino acids. Gene Ontology annotation, cellular component: plasma membrane. The transcript is spliced from 2 exons.